Botrytis cinerea B05.10 is the source of this 927-nucleotide messenger RNA. RefSeq lists its product as hypothetical. The record is from RefSeq and is a predicted model, not a curated record. The transcript is spliced from 2 exons. Gene Ontology annotation, cellular component: cytosol. Lineage: Eukaryota; Fungi; Ascomycota; Leotiomycetes; Helotiales; Sclerotiniaceae. The coding region runs from base 123 to 509 and encodes 128 amino acids.
GUACCUGAACUUGUUGCAUUUAAUUAUAACAUUUACCACUUCUGCGAAUCUGCAAAACUGUUGGAGUUCAUCGACUGAUACAUUUUGUGUCGUAUAAUUAAAAUAAUCCAGCAUUUACAAUCAUGUCUCUCAAAAACGACGCAUUUCCCUCCUCCGCAGCCUUCGACGCCAUCUCCUCCUCCCUCGAAUCAUCCCCCACCGACCGCGCCGACGCCAUCAAACAGGGCAACGCCGUCUUCGCCUUCACGCUCAAGAACAAAGCGGGCGAGACAGCCAACUGGCACAUCGAUUUAAAGAAGGAAGGCAAAGUCGGAAGCGGGCUGGGCGAAAAACCUACCGUGACACUGAGUCUGAGUGAUGACGAUUUCGGAAAGUUGGUCGCGGGAAAGGCGAACGCGCAGAGGCUUUUUAUGGCGGGGAAAUUGAAGGUUAAGGGUGAUGUGAUGAAGGCGACGAAGAUGGAACCGAUCUUGAAGAAGGCCCAGGGGGGUGUUAAGGCGAAGUUGUAGAGAGGUGUGGGAUGGGGAGUGCGGGUUUGCUGUCCUGUGUAAUGGGGUCUUAGAUGUCUAGUCUAUAGAUGGGAAGUGAUGUGGUGUGUUUUGGGGGCAUGCUCUCAACUAGAAUCAGCGAGAAUCGGGUUGGAUAGAAUGCUUGGUUUUUGCUAUCAGGAUAGAAUGCGUGUUUGUCUGAUAUGCGAGUCAACUUGGUCAGUGGAACCGCACUUGUUUUGAUACCUCAGAUAGGGAUUAAGAGAUACAUUAUCGUUUUUAUUUUGUUGUUCUACUAUCGUAUGGUAUCUUUCUGGGUAGCUUUGAAACUCGAUGUUUUGAAUGUUGUAUGGUUUGCUUAUCUUACACAUUUACCUACUCCCAAACAUUGCAAGUCCUCGAAAUUGUGUCCCCGAUCCAAAUGAGUACAACUCAUCUA